AUGAGUUCAAACGAAGAAACAAAGAAGACAUGCAGCUGUGGCUCUUCAUGUACUUGUGCAAAGGAUCAAGGUGGAUGCAAAUGUGAUAGCUGCUCCAAGUGA
This is a messenger RNA of Lodderomyces parapsilosis, 102 nucleotides long. RefSeq lists its product as uncharacterized. The record is from RefSeq and is a predicted model, not a curated record. Lineage: Eukaryota; Fungi; Ascomycota; Pichiomycetes; Serinales; Debaryomycetaceae. The transcript has a single exon. Bases 1 to 102 code for a protein of 33 amino acids.